Molecule: messenger RNA, 2136 nt
Organism: Magnusiomyces paraingens
Lineage: Eukaryota; Fungi; Ascomycota; Dipodascomycetes; Dipodascales; Dipodascaceae
Exons: 1
Coding region: 1-2136 (711 amino acids)
Biological process (GO): mitochondrion organization; protein quality control for misfolded or incompletely synthesized proteins
Cellular component (GO): mitochondrial inner membrane
Molecular function (GO): ATP hydrolysis activity; metalloendopeptidase activity; ATP binding
Source: RefSeq, a predicted model, not a curated record
AUGCUCAGAAUCGCCACCACAAAAUCUGCCCUACGGCAACAACAACGACAGGCGGCCCGCCUGCUGCUCAACCAGAAUAGAUCGCUGUCGCUAUUCCCAUGGCCAUUUCAGCAACAGCAGUCUCAGCAACAACAACAGUCGCCUCAAAGUCUAUCGUCGUCGCUCCAUGCUAAAGAAACUCAGGCAAAUAGAGCCCUCGCAAACCCCGCCAUCCAGGCUGAUUUCCUCAAGACCCUGCUUGCAGCAAACUACCCCCAUGUGGUCAUCUCACGUUAUGAAACACCCUCCGUCGCUAGAUCCCCAGAAGCAGCCCAGGUUUAUAUUGCUGCCCUGAGAGCCAUUGGCGACUUUGACAAGGCUGCUCAGGUUGCAGCUUCUCUGGACCAGGGUGGCGUCGGUGCUGGUGCUGGUGCCGGUGCCGGUGCAGCAUCCGCUUUCUCAGCCUCUGCGCUUGCUGCUCUUCGUGGAACCUCUGCAGAACCCAUCCACGUCGUCAUUAAUGAGUCACCCCUGGCCACCAUUCUCAAAUGGCUUAAAUGGCUCAUCCCCAUGGGUCUUGCUGGUUGGGGUAUCAUGACUGGACUUUCCUUCUUUUCUGAAUCUUCCCCGUCCAUCUUUAAAGGUGGUGCCUCGCCAGAGAUCUCCUCGGCUAAAAUCAUUGAUGACCCUAACGGAACCCAAUCCUCAGUGCGCUUUUCAGACGUCCAAGGCGUUGAUGAAGCCCGUGCCGAACUCGAAGAAGUUGUGGAUUUCCUUAAAGACCCCUCCAAGUUCACUGGCCUUGGAGGCAAACUCCCCAAGGGUAUUUUGCUGACUGGCCCCCCAGGUACUGGUAAGACCUUGCUUGCCCGUGCAGUUGCUGGCGAGGCUGGCGUGCCCUUUUUUUUCAUGAGUGGCUCCGAAUUUGACGAGCUGUACGUUGGUGUGGGAGCUAAGCGUGUGCGUGAGUUGUUUGCCGCCGCACGCGCAAAAGCCCCAGCUAUUGUUUUUAUCGAUGAGCUUGACGCCAUUGGUGGCAAGAGAAACCCCAAAGACCAUGCCUACUCAAAGCAAACUCUUAACCAACUGCUUGUUGAUCUCGAUGGUUUUUCGCAAACAACUGGCGUCAUCUUCAUUGCGGCAACAAAUUUCCCAGAAAUGCUCGAUAAGGCGCUCACGCGACCCGGCCGUUUUGACAAGAUUGUGCACGUGGAUCUACCCGACGUGCGCGGGCGUAUCGCCAUUCUCAAGCACCACAUGAAGAAGGUGGAAACGGCUAAAGAUGUGGACCCCUCCGUCAUUGCUCGUGGUACUUCUGGAUUUUCCGGUGCUGACUUGAUGAACCUUGUGAACCAAGCGGCUAUCCAUGCAUCCCAGGAGAAGGCCAUGUCGGUGAAUAUGCAACACUUUGAGUGGGCUAAGGACAAGAUUUUACUUGGUGCUGCACGUAAAACCAUGGUGCUGACGGAAGAGUCGCGCAAAAACACAGCAUUCCACGAGGCUGGCCAUGCCAUUAUGGCACUGUAUACCCCUGGCGCAACGUCGCUAUACAAGGCAACGAUUCUCCCCCGUGGCUCUGCUCUGGGCAUUACUUUCCAGCUGCCAGAGAUGGACAAGUACGAUCAAACUCGCAAGGAGCUGUUGGCCCGGUUGGAUGUGUGCAUGGGAGGCCGUGUUGCAGAAGAAAUGGUGAAUGGUCCUGAGAAUGUGACUUCUGGAUGCUCUUCGGACCUUAAAGCAGCGACCCAGGUGGCCCGUGCUAUGGUGACGUCGUUUGGCAUGUCAGAUGAGAUUGGACCUGUACAGUUGUCUGAGGAUUGGAAUGACUGGUCGGCAAGUACACGGCACGCUGCUGAGCAAGAGAUUCGACGGUUGCUGGUGGAGUCUGAGGAUCGCACGCGGGUGAUGCUUAAGGCGCGGCACAUUGAGCUUGAGCGGUUGGCCAAUGGGUUACUUGAGUAUGAGACUCUUGACAAGGAGGAGAUUGAGAAGGUAGUUGAAGGGUCUAAGCUUGAUAAGGAAAAGACAGUGACUAACACAGUAGUCAAGAGUGAGGAUAUUAGAGAUAAACGGGAUGGUGGAGAUAAGGACAAGGGUAGAAAGCCUGUAGUGGGUGUUCCCUCAGGGGCCAUUCCAGGGCCUGCUCUUGAGCAGUAA